Messenger RNA from Papaver somniferum (opium poppy), 1041 nucleotides. Its product is annotated as tRNA (cytosine(34)-C(5))-methyltransferase-like. The record is from RefSeq and is a predicted model, not a curated record. NCBI's taxonomy places the organism in Eukaryota, Viridiplantae, Streptophyta, Magnoliopsida, Ranunculales, Papaveraceae. Bases 159 to 890 code for a protein of 243 amino acids. Gene Ontology annotation, biological process: RNA methylation. The transcript has 8 exons. Gene Ontology annotation, molecular function: methyltransferase activity.
UUUUGGGUGAGACAGUGUGUGCAGCUCCUGGCUCGAAAACGUUCCAAUUACUUGAGAUAAUACAUCAAUCAUCCGACUCAGCACUGCCUACUGGACUGGUUAUCGCUAAUGAUGUGGACGCCCAAAGGUGUAACCUUCUCAUUCACCAGACCAAAAGAAUGUGUUGUGCCAACUUGAUAGUUACCAACCAUGAGGCUCAGCACUUUCCAAGCUGCAAUUUGAGCAAAAAUGGCUUAGACACAUCUGAAUUUGGAAUUCCAGAUAUCAGUCAACUCUUGUUUGAUCGAGUCUUAUGUGACAUUCCAUGCAGUGGAGAUGGAACUCUUCGCAAGGCUCCCGACAUUUGGAGGAAGUGGAGUGGAGGUAUGGGCAACGGAGUGCAUCGCCUUCAAGUGCAGAUCGCUAUGCGUGGCAUUGCGUUGCUUAAAGUGGGUGGAAGAAUGGUAUACUCAACCUGUUCGAUGAAUCCCGUCGAGAAUGAAGCUGUAGUUGCUGAGAUUCUGAGGAGAUGCGGGGGAUCUGUUGAACUUCUUGAUGUUUCUACUGAGCUCCCUCAGUUGGUCCGUCGCCCGGGAAUUAAGAGUUGGAAGGUCCGUGAUAAGGGUGUAUGGUUAGCUUCUUACAAGGAUGUGUCUAAGUACCGCAGAACAGCCAUUGUGCCAAGCAUGUUUCCUUCCGGUCAAAGCUUUGAUGCCGAAACAGUGGUUCCUUCAGGGUUAGAUGAAAACGUGGUUCCUCCUAGCAAUGACAAUGAGAUGGAGAAUGUAGAUUCUGAUCAUGUCAACGAGCCGUCCGAGAUCCUUGCGAGUCCAACUGAUGCUUUGGAGAUGGAGGACUUUAACCCACUCCUUUCUUCUUUAAGCCAAAAUUUAAUGCGCUCAACUGCUUAAUGAAAAUUAUUAAGUUCACUACAGCUAGCUCGCAUUGUAAACAAACCAAAGAAAGUAGAAGACGAAUAAGUCCAGAAGAAAAGAAAAUGUUGGAGCACGCUUGUUUGUUUUAGUCGAAAGUACGUACUCCGGACUUGUCCCAGUAUGAUAU